This is a messenger RNA of Suillus fuscotomentosus, 1941 nucleotides long. RefSeq lists its product as uncharacterized. The coding region runs from base 1 to 1941 and encodes 646 amino acids. The transcript is spliced from 6 exons. Lineage: Eukaryota; Fungi; Basidiomycota; Agaricomycetes; Boletales; Suillaceae. The record is from RefSeq and is a predicted model, not a curated record.
AUGUCCACUAGUAAACCAACUCUUCCGGUACCUCCAGUGCGACUCCGGAAGCCUAUGGCGUCAUUUUCCAUUCCAAUAAUCCGUGCAGAGCUAGUCAUGGAUGAGUCCCUGACAAACCUUGGAACUCAGAUCACCUACUGCGCUCCGGAAGAAGUUGUUGCCUUUGAUUUCGAUACACGGAGGAAGCACACGACCUGCCGCGUGCCAGUGAUGGAGGGUGGGAGGCUUAGAGGGUAUGUACCUCUGCCCAUGAGGUACCGGGACAUUUGGCUCGAGCUUUCGUAUAAUAUCGUGCUGUUGAUGAAUAUCUGGGAACUUUGGUCGAAGGAAGAGGGAAAGGCUUUGAGUCGGAAGGAGAAAAAGAGGGCCACUGCUUGCCGGCAGAACGUUGGGACAUUGCUCGUUCAAUACAUGCUUUCCAGGCUUCUUGCGGUUGAGGAGUUGGUCAGCUUGAGUCAUAACACCGAACCUGGCGAGGAGCGCGUAAAGAUUCUCAACGAAUGGAAGGUCCGGAUGCUUCGAGAUUGGUCCGAUAUGACGUACUCAGAGGCCAUGUCUGAUGGACCUGAAUUCAUGCGUGCAGAUCCAGCAAGCGUUGAAAAUAAAGCAUUUUUCGAAAGGGAAUGGGAGAUAGAGGAGGAUGGAAUUGGCAUCUUAUCGCCCCCGGCAGACCCCAAUCUCUGGAUUCAUGGGCGUAUCGAAGGUCUGGACGAUGUCUUUGAAAGAACUAUUAAACCUCAGGCAUUAGAAGAGUUAAAAAAGCCCAGCAAAUUCUUCAAGACUCGGUACGAGAGAGGGACGAAGUUACCAGAGCGAUGGCACGAGGGAAAUGAGCCCCGUCCAUUCUUCUGGAGCAUUAAACAGUGGGAUUGGUUCUGUGAAGGGAAUGACUAUUGGGACGCGCCGAUCGACCUUUUGCAUUACGUUCUUAUCACAGAGCCAGCGUACCACGAAGUCGACCAGUUCUUGGGUGACUUGCGCAGCCUCAGCAAAAUCAUUUCUGAGAAUCCUGACUUGAAGAAGAUCGAUAAGGCUGCAAGAGAUCUCUGGCUCGGAAAGAUGAUCUGGAGAGAGUUUGUAGAGAUCUUGGGAGAAAGUUUGAGUCUAUCUGCGAAACAGAUGGUAACUUCGGAAAAAAAGGAUGAUCAAAAUCCUUUCAACACCUUGGAGUUCCGUUUGAUUUUUGAAGGUUAUGUGCAACGAGAGAAGACGAACUCGGAGAGUCAGCGAGCUGACGACAGUAUCUUGUGGCAAAUCCUGAAUCGAAUCAGCACACAAGAGCAUCGACCGGUAUGGGAAUGGGUCGUAAGCGGGAUACACUUGCGUGGCGACAUGGUAAAGUGCAUGUUGAAUCAAGCGGGGGAUUGGUGGCGAGAAUUCAGAAACAAGCAAGUGAAAUCUUCCCAGGUGAAAACGCAUACUACCACAGAGCAUGAUAAUGGCGAUGGUAAUGUUGCUGGUGCUGACCGAUCGUACAAUAACGCAGCACAAUCUUCUAACUCCACGGACUCAACACGCUCACCUGUGCCCCUCCAUCCUCCCAUCACAAACCGUGUUCCCUAUCCAAAUGCCCUUGGUAGUUCGACCGAAUCCAACUCAUGUGCUCUUCAGCACAGCCCUCCCCCCUCCUUUCGCACUCACGAGUCAACACUAGGGAGAUGUCAACGGCAGGCGCUGCCGAUUCUCUCUCGCAUCCAUUUUGCAUUAUCGAGGUAUCUUGAAGGGUCUUACUCAUUAAAAACCUACGAAGAAUGCCUGUUAGAAUCUUUCUCCUCAGAAUUUGAGUCCAGCAUUAGGCAGUAUGUGAAAGAGCUCCAGCCUUUCACUGCGGAACAACUUGCAACAGAUGAGGGAACGCUGAUAUCUGAUUCCUUCAUCAGUCGUGUUAACGCAAUACAGGCAAAUAUAGAAGCCAGAGAGUCGCAGAACCAACUCCUUUGA